AUGGAUGCUAAGUUGAAGAGUCUGUUUGCGGAGUACUCAAAUAUUUUGCAUGAUAAACAGGUAACUACAGUUUCCAGUGGUCCGUCGACUUCAAUAGGUACUUCAGAGACUUCUGCUGGUCCAAUGCAUUCAGGCUCUUCAACCGAGGUCUCCUCCACUUCAUCUGGAAGCACUUUCUGGGCAUCUCGCAAUCGGAAAAAAAGAGACCCUCUUGCUACAUCAUCAGAAGAACUAAAGAGGUAUUAUGCUGAGCCUGAACCUGCUUUGGCUGAUAUCGAGAACUUUGAUGUGUUAGAUUGGUGGAAAAGCAAUGAAAACAGGUACCCAGUACUUUCUUGUGUCGCUCGUGAUGUUCUAGCAGUCCAAGCAUCUACAGUUGCCUCCGAGUCUGCCUUCUCUCUCGGGAAACGUAUACUAGGUGAUUACCGAAGUAGUUUAACUCCGGAUAUAUGA
Molecule: messenger RNA, 453 nt
Organism: Papaver somniferum (opium poppy)
Lineage: Eukaryota; Viridiplantae; Streptophyta; Magnoliopsida; Ranunculales; Papaveraceae
Exons: 2
Coding region: 1-453 (150 amino acids)
Molecular function (GO): protein dimerization activity
Source: RefSeq, a predicted model, not a curated record